Messenger RNA from Manis javanica (Malayan pangolin), 1583 nucleotides. RefSeq names its product phosphorylase kinase catalytic subunit gamma 1 (gene PHKG1). NCBI's taxonomy places the organism in Eukaryota, Metazoa, Chordata, Mammalia, Pholidota, Manidae. Gene Ontology annotation, molecular function: calmodulin binding; ATP binding; phosphorylase kinase activity. The record is from RefSeq and is a predicted model, not a curated record. Gene Ontology annotation, biological process: protein phosphorylation; glycogen metabolic process. Gene Ontology annotation, cellular component: phosphorylase kinase complex.
UACUCUGCUCUAGUCACAAGUGUUUGCUCGGGACACUCUUCAGCCCUCCGUUGUCCCUUCUCCCCAAGGGGCUCUGGGGCCUUUGGGAUUCCUGUCGAGUUCACUCAAAGGCCUGCAAGGACCUAACGCCACUCAGAACCACCCCAAGGCUGAGCAUGACCCAGGAGGAGGCACUGCCAGACUCACAUUCUGCACAGGGCUUCUACGAGAACUAUGAGCCUAAAGAGAUCCUUGGCAGAGGAGUUAGCAGCGUCGUCAGGCGCUGCAUUCACAAGCCCACGUGCCAGGAGUAUGCUGUGAAGAUCAUUGACAUCACAGGAGGGGGCAGCUUCAGCUCUGAGGAGGUGCAGGAGCUGCGAGAGGCCACGCUGAAGGAGGUGGACAUCCUGCACAAGGUCUCAGGGCACCCCAACAUCAUACAGCUGAAGGACACUUAUGAGACCAACACUUUCUUCUUCUUGGUGUUUGAUCUGAUGAAGAGAGGGGAGCUUUUUGAUUAUCUUACCGAGAAGGUCACCCUGAGUGAGAAGGAAACCAGAAAGAUUAUGAGAGCCCUGCUGGAAGUGAUCUGCACCUUACACAAACUCAACAUUGUGCAUCGGGAUCUGAAGCCUGAGAACAUCCUCUUGGAUGAUGACAUGAACAUCAAACUCACAGACUUUGGCUUUUCCUGCCAGCUAGAGCCAGGAGAGAAGCUGCGAGAGGUCUGUGGGACCCCCAGUUACCUGGCCCCUGAGAUCAUUGCGUGCUCCAUGAAUGACGACCACCCAGGCUAUGGGAAGGAGGUGGACAUGUGGAGCACAGGGGUCAUCAUGUACACCCUGCUGGCUGGCUCCCCACCCUUCUGGCACCGGAAGCAGAUGCUAAUGCUGAGGAUGAUCAUGAGUGGCAACUACCAGUUUGGUUCACCUGAAUGGGACGAUUAUUCGGACACCGUGAAGGAUUUGGUUUCCCACUUCUUGGUGGUGAGUCCCCAGAGCCGCUAUUCAGCAGAAGAGGCCUUGGCACACCCCUUCUUCCAGCAGUAUGUGGUAGAAGAAGUACGUCACUUCAGCCCCCGGGGCAAGUUCAAGGUGAUCGCUCUAACAGUGCUGGCUUCAGUGCGGAUCUACUACCAGUACCACCGGGUGAAGCCCGUGACCCAGGAGAUUGUCAUCUGUGACCCUUAUGCCCUCCGGCCUCUGCGCCGACUCAUUGAUGCCUAUGCUUUCCGAAUCUACGGCCACUGGGUGAAGAAGGGCCAGCAGCAGAAUCGGGCCGCCCUCUUUGAGAACACACCCAAGGCUGUGCUUCUCUCCCUGGCUGAGGAGGACUACUGAGGGGCUGACACGAGGGCAAACCUAGCUGUGAGGACAAGAGGAGAAAUCCAUAUAAUUAAGAUGUUGGACACAAAGUCUCCCUUGGUGCUGAAAGUUGGCAAGAAAAGGCGCAAGGUGUCCUGGGCUCUUUUGCUUUUCACAACAAGGGCUGCUUGCUUUCUUUGCUGUACCCUCAACUCCUGGUGGAGGCAGAGGUGUGGAAGCAGUACCAACACAGCUCUGGUGCCACCUGUACUCUGGGAUACAAGGACUCGGCCCUCAGCC